AUGGCCCAGUCAGACAAAAUGUUGCUGCAGGUGGUGUCGGCCUCCAGUAAUUCAUCCUUGCUUCAGCCAGGCUUCUCCCUCCUGAAUUUUGAUGGGCAUGUUUUCUUCUUUGGGCAGAAAGGAUGGCCAAAGAGGUCCUGUCCCACUGGUGUUUUCCUCCUCGAUAUAAAGCAGGAUGAGUUCAAAAUGAAACCAGCCACCUUCUCUAAAGACUCCUGUUACCUCCCCCCUCUCCGCUACCCUGCUCUUUGCACACUCAGAGGCAAUGCAGAGUCUGAUGACUGCCAAUAUAUCAUCCACGGUGGGAAAACACCUAAUAAUGACCUUUCUGAUAAGGCUUACGUUAUGAGUCUGGUAAGCAAAAACAGCAAGAAAACCAUGUUCCAAUGCAUUGAGAAAGACCUGGGUGGAGAUGUCCCUGAAGCUAGAUACGGGCAUACAAUUAACGUAGUUCAUAGCCGGGGAAAAAGCGUGAGUGUUAUAUUUGGAGGGAGGUCAUACACUCCUCUUGCACAAAGAACCACUGAAAAAUGGAACAGUGUAGUUGACUGUUUGCCAUCUGUGUUUCUCGUUGAUUUUGAAUUUGGAUGCUGUACAUCAUACAUACUUCCAGAGCUUCAAGAUGGACUUGCUUUCCAUGUUUCUGUUGCCAGAAACGAUACAGUCUACAUUUUGGGAGGUCAUUCACUUCAAAAUAACACCAGGUCCCCCAGCUUGUACAAGCUGAAAGUUGAUCUCCCACUGGGCAGCCCAGCUGUUACCUGCACCAUCUUGCCAGGGGGAAUAUCUGUGUCAAGUGCUAUAGUGACUCAAAUGAGUGAUACUGAAUUUGUCCUUGUUGGGGGCUACCAGUCUGACAGCCAGAAACGGUUGGCGUGUAACACAAUAGUUCUGGAAGAUAGUAAGAUAGAGAUUCUUGAAAGGGUGGGCCCAGACUGGACACAAGAUAUUAAACACUGCAGGGUGUGGUUUGGCUAUGAUAUGGGCAAAGGGUCUGUAUUGCUGGGCAUUCCAGGGGCCAACAAACAGUUAAUCUCAGAUGCUCACUACUUCUACAUUUUGAGAUGCAAAGGAGCAGAAGAUGACAAGGAGGAAGAACUGACAACAGAAAUUUGCAGUCAAACAUCGACUGAAGACCCUGGAGACUCCACUCCAUUUGAAGAUUCGGAAGAGUUUUGUUUUAGUGCUGAAGCCAAUAGCUUUGAUGUUGAUGAUACUGACACUUACAAUGAAGAUGACGAAGAAGAUGAAUCAGAAACAGGCUACUGGAUCACCUGCUCUGCCAGUUGCAAUAUUGACAUUAACACCUGGGUCCCUUUCUAUUCGACAGAGCUCAACAAGCCGGCAAUGAUCCUGUGUUCCAGUGGGACUGGCCACUGGGUCCACGCACAAUGUAUGGAUCUCUCAGAGAGCAUGCUCCUACGUCUUUCAGAAGCAAAUGUCAAGUACUUCUGUAAUGAGCAUGUUCACCUUAAUAAAGGGCUACAAACUCCCAAAAAGGUGCACCUGAAAAAGCAACCCAUGAAACCAUUGCGCAAAAAGACAACCAUGAAGUUAACUACGCCAACAAAAAAGUCCUUUCUUCGGAGAUUGUUUGAAUAGAUUUACACUGAUGAUUUGUAUUCACCUGGGAGGAAAUGCAGUCUCAAAGACAGCUAGUAAUGGUUCAAGCAGAAUGGAUUAUUGGAGCUCAAAGAGAUCUUUUCAUUUAAUUUAUUUCGAUUAUCUCAAUAUUUCGGUUAGAUUUCAAAGCUCAUGAAUUUAUUUUGUCUCGUGUAUUUUUGUGAUAUCUGGAUAGGAACCCCAUCACAGAGGACAUUGUACAAACAAUGGUAACUGGUAAUUGUGUGGUGUAUUUUAUGCUGUAACUUACUCCCCAGUUAUCCCCAGUGAGUUUAAUGGAACUGUUGGUAGAAUAAGACAUUAUCCCAUGUACUCAGUGCUGUUAGCAUCUGUCCAUAAAGGAC
Molecule: messenger RNA, 1967 nt
Organism: Falco peregrinus (peregrine falcon)
Lineage: Eukaryota; Metazoa; Chordata; Aves; Falconiformes; Falconidae
Gene: RAG2
Product: recombination activating 2
Exons: 1
Coding region: 1-1602 (533 amino acids)
Biological process (GO): V(D)J recombination
Cellular component (GO): DNA recombinase complex; nucleus
Molecular function (GO): protein binding; sequence-specific DNA binding
Source: RefSeq, a predicted model, not a curated record